AUGCCUGUGGAGACGCCGCUGGGGAUAUUCACCGCCAAAAUAGAGAAAGGCUAUGUAGUCGGUGGCGAUGGUCUUUAUACGGAUCCAGGUAACGUUUCAGUUAUGUUGAAUUACCCUAGAUCAACCAAUUCGACAGAAAUCAAAAGAUUCAUAGGCAUGUGCUCGUGGUACCGACGAUUCAUAAGUGGAUUUUCUAGUUUAGUGGCCCCCUUGAAUACCUUAUUGAAGAGCAAGAAAAAGAAGCAAUCAAUUUCUUGGACUUCAGAAGCCGAAUCAGCAUUCAUUAGCAUCAAAAACGCAUUUACGAUUCAGAGUGACGCUUGCGACACUGGUAUUGGUAGUGUUCUAACACCACUUGAAGGGGAUGAGAAG
Messenger RNA from Leptinotarsa decemlineata (Colorado potato beetle), 372 nucleotides. RefSeq lists its product as uncharacterized. NCBI's taxonomy places the organism in Eukaryota, Metazoa, Arthropoda, Insecta, Coleoptera, Chrysomelidae. The record is from RefSeq and is a predicted model, not a curated record.